GUAUAGGCCUAAACAAGGUGACGGCCAGUUAGACCGUUUUUCUGGCGGCUGGUUUAACGGAGUGCCUUUAGGACCCCGCGGACACCGAACAUGGGCGGAGGAUCAGGCGGAGAAAGGUGAAGUCCCCCUCAGACUACUGAUCAGAGGUCAGUUUCAAAUUCCACCAAUGAAAUUUAAGGUUGUCUAAAGAUCUCGGGACGCUGAUCUCCGGUCAGUUUAUCUCAAAGUAAUGAGCUACGCAUUUUGCCAACGACGUUAAAGGAUAAACACAGACGGCUAGGUUUUUAGCUAGCAUACAAAGAGUUGAUCUGUGCAAGAUAUUAUGAUAAUUCACAAGUUUAAAACUACCAUUAUCACCUCCCAUAAGUGCUUCCCAGCGGGUUGAAUGGCCGGAUGUUGUUGUUGUUUGGGAUAGCGGCGCCCCGCGGCUUUAGAUCCAGACCCAGACGUCCAUCAUAAUCCGCAGCGCCAACAGUCAACUCCAAGUGCUGCAGGUGACUCUGCGAGCAAAAGCUGUUUGGAUAUGCAAGCGAACACAACGCGGGGUUUCUUGUGGUCGGACGUGGAGACGAGGACGUUGUUGAACAUCUGGGGGGAGCAGGACAUCCAGACGGCGCUGGAUGGAAACUUCCGAAACAGCUUCGUGUAUCGCGACGUCUCCCGGAGGCUGGGGGUGAUGGGGUUUGAGAGGACACCGGAGCAAUGCAGGGUGCGCAUAAAGAGCCUCAAGAGGCAGUACUUGUUGGCCAAAGAGGGUAAUCUGCGCAACAACGGGCAGUAUCACAAGAUCUGUAAGUUUUAUGACACCAUGGAGAGGAUUUUGAGCAACCGACCCGCCCUUGACCCGCAGGAGUUCAUAGAUAGCGGUGCGGGAGCAGAGGAGGCCGGGGAUGGCCUGGAGGAGGAUGGAGAGGAUGCUCAGGAUGCUUACUCAGAGAGCACAGGGGAGUGUCCUUAUCCUGCAGAGACUGAAGUCAAGCUGGAGUACCCAACAGUUCCCAUCCCUAUUCCAGUUAAAGUGACAGUGGGCAACAACA
This is a messenger RNA of Plectropomus leopardus (leopard coralgrouper), 1037 nucleotides long. NCBI's taxonomy places the organism in Eukaryota, Metazoa, Chordata, Actinopteri, Perciformes, Serranidae. The record is from RefSeq and is a predicted model, not a curated record.